AUGGUUUCCUUCCCACGCUUGGUACAACGCUUCGACUCGGCUAGCAAUACCAUGAUUACUAAGAAAUACCCAGGCGAUCUUCAACUGAAGCAUGUUAAGGAAGUAUUAUCUGUGGAUAAGGACAUAGCCACCUAUCCAGGUCCUCUUUUGGUGGAUAAUGCCGCUCAAAUGAAAAAUAAGCGCAAGGAUGUCUUGAAGUUCAUUGAGCACAAGAUCAAUGGGUUAGAGCAUGGACAGCAGGAUGACGCCUUUGAUGCACACCGCGUCCUUAUCUGGCGCUUGUUUAAAGUAAUGUUUGAGCAGGAAGGCGCUCUAGUGGGAGGCCCCAAGAUUGAUGAAGCUGUCCGUAGCGUGCUACUAUCCAUUCCCCUGACAAUGUAUCCGGCCGAGUCAUUUCAUGAGCAUACUGGCCCUGUCAGAACAUCUGCUUCCCUUGAUAAACUCCAGGACCUUCUUCGUAGAGGCGACCGAGCCGGCGCCGUCCGCUAUGCAAUGAAUGCAAAUCUUUGGGCUCAUGCGCUUGUCAUUAGUAGUUCUGUCAAUAAAGAGCUAUGGAAAGAGGCCGUCAAUGGCUUUGUUAACCAGGAACUUAUGGCUGGAGGAGGAGAGCAACAGGCGAACGGUCGCGAGGCUAUGCGUGUAUUAUAUGCUCUAUUCUCUGGUCAAACUCAAAGCGCCAUCAAUGAAAUCAUUCCAAUGGGCCUUCGUAACCCUCCCGAGGAUACCCAGAAUGGCUCCCAAGUACAAGAAGAGCAGUUCGUCACUGCAGAGUCACUAUCGUUUGUGAAGCCUAUUGAGGAACCCAAGAUUCCAGGGACUAGUCUUGGCCAGUGGCGUGAUACGCUCGCUAUGAUCUUGUCUAAUCGCACUGCUGGAGAUCAAAGUGCUAUUUGUUCUCUUGGAGAUCUUCUGAUGAAGGAAGGAUGGGUCGAGGCUGCUCACAUUUGCUACUUGCUCUCCCCUCAAGUCUCUCUGCAUUCUGGAUUAGAUGCUCCCUCAAACCGCUUGGUCUUAAUCGGUGCUGAUCAAAGCCCUUAUGCAGCGUUCCCAUUCUACAAGAAUAUCACUGCUUUUCAAAAGACCGAAAUUUAUGAGUUUGCCUGUGCGUUAAAGAGCCCUGGUGUGGCUAGUGCACUUCCUUUCUUACAACCAUACAAGCUUCAUUAUGUCUGGACUCUAGUGGAGUUGGGAAUGUUCUCUGAGGCCGGAAGAUAUCUGGAAUCGAUCGAAGCUAUUGUCAAGUCGCAAACGAAGGGGUCUCCUUACUACAACGUUGUGUUCCUUGAACGUCUCAAGGAUAUUACCGAGCGUUUGACUGGCAGUUCACAGCUCACAGUUACUGAGGAAUCCUGGUUUACCAAAAAGGUGCCAAAGCCCACUAUUGGUGGUAUUUUUGAUGCAUUGGAUAGUAAGAUCUCUAAGUUUAUUGCUGGCGAUAAUGAUCAGCCCAAACCAGUGAUUGUGGAGCCAAAGGCUAAUUCUGUUGAAUCUGGCCCUUUCGCCAAUGCCCCUGCUCUGCCUGAUUUGAGUAAUAUUCCACCACGUGCAUUAUCGCGUUCCAGUAAUGGAGCCCGUGCUACAAACCAAGAUUCUGCUAUUGAUCGCAGUAGACGUCCCUCGGGCUCUAAGUUAGAGGUACCCAAAGCAAACAUUUACGGCCAAGGACAACCAACCACUACUUAUGCAAAUCCUAUACAAGCCAGUGGAUAUGACCAGAAUGACGAGUACGGUUUGCAGACAUACCCGCAGACUGAUGCCAAUACGGCAUAUGGCUACCACAGCCAAGGCUAUAACAAUGAUCCGAACCAAACCUUUGAAGAAUCGUAUCAGGAGGGUGGGGAAACUUCGGAUUACAGGGGCUAUAGUCAACAAGCUCAACCUCAGGAGCAGCAGAUGUUUACUAACAGUGGAGGCCAGCUUGCUCAAAGUGGGUACGACACCAACUACAAUACUGGAUACAAUUCUCAAUAUGACAAUCAGUAUGCAGGCCAAGGUGACUUUACUAAUGAAUCUGUCGCCACACAAGCUGCCCAGACUGAUGCAACAUUUCUCAAUCCUGGUUCGGCCCACUAUUCUGCAACAGCAGCUCUCGAUUCAGUCAAGCCCGCCGAGGAUGGUUACCAGACUGGUGCUGAUACCAUACUUGCAACUACUUGUGAAUAUGGCGUAGCACAUGAGAUACAAGCAGAAGGACCUAGCUAUAACUAUACUGGGGAGGGUGUUUAUAAUGGCGAGUACCAGCAGGGUCAGGAGUAUCAAGGCAAUCAAGAGCAACAAUAUGAUGGUUCUCCUGGUGAACAGCAGCACGACCAAACAUAUGCUGAGCAGCAGUAUGACCAGGCUUAUGGUCAGCAGCAUGAUCAGGCGUAUGAUGAGCAACAAUAUGACCAGAACUACAAUGGACAGCAGCAGUAUGACCAAUCUGGUUACCAAGACCAGAGCCAAUUCCAAACCAUUGAAGGCGUCAAUCAGGAUUUUGCUGCAGAAUAUAAGGACUACAGCUACCAGGAACAGGAUGCUGAUCAAAAACAGCAAGUAUCUCUGGCUGCCACCCCCGCAGCUGAAGCCUCUGGUAAUGCAAUUAGGUCAUAUGAGCGAACUGAAAUCCUUGCUGAUGAACCCACACUUGAACAGCAGGUAUACUCUUCCGAAACUAUACCUACAGCAGUUGCUAAUGACUCAGCUCCUGUCAUCGGGAGUCAACAGGGGAGCUAUGGCUAUCACGAGGGAGAUUUCCAACAAGCUGAGUACCAGCAAGGGGAUUAUCAGCAAGGCGAGUACCAAGACCAAAGUGAAUAUCAGCAAGGUUAUCGCCAAGGAGAUCAUCAACUACAAGAUGACUACCAACAAGGUAACUACCAUCAAGACGAUUACCAACAAGGCGAUUACCAACAAGGCGAUUAUCAGCAGGGUGACUACCAGCAAGGCGACUAUCAACAGGGUGAUUAUCAGCAAGAGGGUUACCAGCAAGAAGGCUACCAGCAAGAAGGUUACCAGCAAGAAGGUUACCAACAAGAGGGUUAUCAACAGGGAGAUUACCAGCAAGGAGACUAUCAACAAGGAAGUUACCAACAAGGAGGUUACCAGCAAGAUAAUAAUUCCAAAAAUGCACCUCCUCUGGAUGAAACUGCUCAGCCAGGCUUUUCUGGGUCUAAUGCACCAUCCAUGUCGGAAGACCAUAAAGAUCAAGUAGUAGGCCAAGGGGAUCAGGCACAACAGAGUCAUUUCAAUGACAAUGCAUGGUGGAGUAAUGGUGGUAAUGGCAGUGUAGACCCUAAUGGCACAGAAGAACAACAGGUCUUCGCAGCUAACGACAACUCUCAGGAACCAGUCCAAGAAAGUUACGAGGAAGGUCAGUUUAUUUCAUUUGGCGCUGUCCCAACUAUCCCAUCGUUUGGCCAGCCUGCAAUGCCAGUCAAUAACAGCAACCAACAUACAUUUGAUGAUGACGACGACUUGGGAAUGGGUAAUAACGCCCUCAAUAAGGGAAAGACAGCUGCUACGGAAAAGACUGAUGGCACUACAGCAACCCAAGCUUCAGAGGAUUCAAGUACGCCUGACAAUGGAUCAAAUGAACCCAAGGCUGGAUGGUGGCCCAAGCUUUCGCUUUUGGUAGGUGAAAAGCGUGAAUCCACACCAAGGCCCGUUAGAGCAAAUCUGGGUGAGGAAUCUUCGUUCUAUUUUGACAAGGAGCAACAGCGUUGGGUUAAUAAAAAGGGCGGGGCAGAAUCAUCGAGCACAGCAGAGCCUUUGCCACCACCAGCUAUGCCUCGUACAUCUUCACCCGCAAGUGGCCCCCCCAAUUCGGCAACAGGAUCUUCUGCGGCAAGAAGAGGAGCACGCUCAAAAUAUGUGGAUGUUUUGAAUACCAAUUAG
Messenger RNA from Lobosporangium transversale, 3876 nucleotides. Its product is annotated as Sec23-binding domain of Sec16-domain-containing protein. Bases 1 to 3876 code for a protein of 1291 amino acids. Gene Ontology annotation, cellular component: ER to Golgi transport vesicle membrane; endoplasmic reticulum exit site. The record is from RefSeq and is a predicted model, not a curated record. NCBI's taxonomy places the organism in Eukaryota, Fungi, Mortierellomycota, Mortierellomycetes, Mortierellales, Mortierellaceae. The transcript is spliced from 4 exons. Gene Ontology annotation, biological process: autophagy; COPII vesicle coat assembly; Golgi organization.